Molecule: messenger RNA, 381 nt
Organism: Cyclocybe aegerita
Lineage: Eukaryota; Fungi; Basidiomycota; Agaricomycetes; Agaricales; Hemipholiotaceae
Source: the annotation of a GenBank genome assembly
AUGACUGCCAACUCAUUACUUGUCGAUGCAGGCAACACCUUCACGAGUAUGACAGUUGCCUGCCCCCUCGAGCCUCUGCAUCACGACCUCAUCGAGUGCAUCGAAGUAUCAUACAACACAGAAUGUUCGAGCUUAGCAACGGUACCCCGUCGUGGAACGAGGGCCUAUCUCGAUGAGGAUCGACGGCGGGAUUCGGGCAACGUGGUGGCUCGCAGCAACUGGGCACCGAGCCCUUCGAAUAUUUCCACGUUCCUCGCUGUCCAAACCUUCUCCACCUUCAGGACGGCCAGCACGACGAAUAUCCGAUCGUCGUCUGUAGGUGGUUCCUACAAGGAGAAGGAACUCGACCUCUCGAAGCUCAACUCGCCCAACGACACUUAA